Messenger RNA from Cornus florida, 2084 nucleotides. Its product is annotated as carotene epsilon-monooxygenase, chloroplastic. Gene Ontology annotation, cellular component: chloroplast. NCBI's taxonomy places the organism in Eukaryota, Viridiplantae, Streptophyta, Magnoliopsida, Cornales, Cornaceae. Gene Ontology annotation, biological process: carotenoid biosynthetic process. The transcript has 9 exons. Gene Ontology annotation, molecular function: iron ion binding; heme binding. The record is from RefSeq and is a predicted model, not a curated record. The coding region runs from base 170 to 1855 and encodes 561 amino acids.
CAUCUAAAAUGGGGUGGAGGUAUCUAAUCUUGAACACAAUAACCAGAGAUUACAGCACACCGCGCCGAUGACUCAAAAAAGAUAAAAACUAUUCCAGUUAUGGUGGAAGGAGAGAGAAACCCCCUUUUCAAGCUCAAGUAACUAAACCCUUCUUCAAUCGUCGUCAUCAAUGCCUCCUUCACACACUCUCUCUUCUCUUUCUUCUCUCACAAACCCUUCCCACCACCACCACCUCCUCCUCCACAAACCCACAAUUUCCUAUCCAACCAAUUCACCUCACACUCUCUCCAUCAGAUCCUCCAUAGACAAACCCUCCACCACAAACAAAAAACCCACCGACACUAGUACCAAAACUAGCUCAUGGGUCAGCCCAGACUGGCUCACCUCUCUAACUCGGUCCCUAACCAUUGGGCAAGACGACGAUUCAAACAUACCCAUUGCAAAUGCCAAGCUAGAAGACGUCUCUGAGCUUCUGGGCGGUGCUCUUUUCCUUCCAUUAUUCAAGUGGAUGAAAGAAUAUGGACCCAUUUACCGCCUCGCCGCGGGGCCAAGGAAUUUCGUGGUGGUCAGUGACCCUGCCAUUGCCAAGCAUGUGCUCAGAAAUUAUGGCAAGUAUGCUAAGGGUCUUGUCGCGGAAGUCUCUGAAUUCUUGUUUGGUUCAGGAUUUGCCAUUGCUGAAGGCCCGCUUUGGACGGCGAGGCGCAGGGCUGUGGUUCCAUCUCUCCACAAGAAGUACUUGUCCGUGAUUGUUGAUCGGGUGUUUUGCAAAUGUGCUGAGAGAUUGGUGGAGAAGCUCAAAUCUGAUGCGCUCAAUGGCACAGCUGUAAACAUGGAGGCAAAAUUUUCUCAAUUAACACUUGAUGUUAUAGGUCUAGCAGUGUUCAACUACAAUUUUGAUUCCCUUAAUGGUGAUAGUCCUGUUAUAGAUGCAGUUUACACUGCCCUGAAAGAGGCAGAGGCUCGUUCAACUGACCUUUUACCAUAUUGGAAGAUUAAUGCUCUGUGUAAGAUCAUCCCACGGCAAAUAAAAGCUGAAAAAGCAGUUACAGUGAUCAGGCAAACUGUCGAAGAGCUCAUUAUAAAGUGCAAAGAAAUUGUGGAAGCUGAAGGUGAACGGAUUAAUGAGGAGGAGUACUUAAAUGAGGCAGAUCCAAGUAUCCUUCGUUUCUUGCUUGCUAGUAGAGAGGAGGUUUCAAGUGUACAAUUACGAGAUGAUCUUUUGUCAAUGUUAGUUGCGGGCCAUGAGACCACUGGUUCAGUGUUGACUUGGACACUAUAUCUUCUAAGUAAGGACCCCUCUUCUUUAAUCAAAGCACAAGAAGAAGUUGACAGAGUUUUACAGGGAAGGCCUCCUGGCUAUGAAGAUAUAAAGGAUCUCAAGUUUCUGAUGCGUUGUAUUAAUGAGUCAAUGCGUCUCUACCCACAUCCUCCUGUCUUGAUAAGAAGAGCUCAAGUUGCUGAUGUACUUCCUGGAAAUUACAAGGUUAAUGCUGGUCAAGAUAUAAUGAUUUCAGUGUAUAAUAUUCAUCAUUCUCCACAGGUCUGGGAGAGAGCAGAAGAGUUUAUGCCGGAAAGAUUUGACUUGGAAGGCCCAAUGCCUAAUGAAACAAAUACUGAUUUUAGAUUCAUCCCAUUUAGUGGAGGACCUCGUAAAUGUGUUGGUGAUCAGUUUGCCUUGUUGGAAGCCAUUGUUGCUCUCGCAAUCUUUCUGCAGCACAUGAAUUUUGAGUUGGUUCCAGAUCAGAAUAUUAACAUGACAACUGGAGCCACUAUUCACACAACAAAUGGUCUAUUCAUGAAAGUGACCCUACGGCAAACUAAGUCAGCAUUUUGUUCAUCCUCAUCUUCUAGGUAAGCUCGUGUAAUAGUAUAUAUUGUAAGUAUUGACAAAUUGUAAUUGUAAUAUUCCAUUGUGAAACAUAUGACUCAUCAAGCUGCUGAGUUUUGUACAUCAUUUCAAAGGUGGCUACUUUUAUUUUACGCCAUGCAUCGAAAUGUGGCUACUUGUGCGGCUGGACAACAGAAUUACUCAACGAGGACUAAAUCUUAUUUACAAUUACAAAAUACAUUUUCUAUUUUAAUUC